AUGAGCUGGAAUCACCAUAUUAGCCUGGUUGCCAAGAAGGCAAACUCCACCCGUGCCUUCUUGCAACGCAACGUGAGCUCCUGUCCAAGAAACAUCAAGGUGCUAUGCUACAUCGGGUAUUAUGAAAAGCCUGGAAAGACUGUUUUCAUCAUUGUCACCAUCAUCAUCACCAUCAUCAUUGGCAUCAUCACAUUCAUCAUCAACACCUCCAUGGUCAUCAUCAACACCUGCAUCACAACCAUUGCUGGAAUAUAUUAUAGGUCCGCUAGUAAUCCUAACCUGGUACUUACCUUGGCUGAUCUGGUGACAGGUAGUAACUAUGGAGUACAAGGAAGUUGGUUAUUCGAAGUCUCAGAAACAAUUCGUGAGAUAGGAAAAGUUCUAUGUGAACCGACCAACCCUUGUCUCAAUGAAGGAACAUGUGAGAACGAUACAUGCGUUUGCGCCGAGGGUUUCAGCGGAAACUUCUGUCAUUUAGAUGGAUGUGAUAACCGUUGUCUCAAUGGAGAGAGCUGUGAGCAAGGCAAUUGCACAUGUCCAGCAGGAUUCGGUGGCGAUUUUUGUCAAGAUAAACUGACAUUUGUUGAGUGUGGAAGUACUUCAAUGACCGUCAACAUAGAUGAACGGCUAGUCCCAGGUGAAGCAUCUGCUGUUCAUUUUAAAGACCGAUCCUGCUCCGGUGUAAAGAACGAUAGCACUAAUGAGAUCACUCUCACUACAGAAUACAAUCAAUGUGGCACCAUCAUUGAGGAGGAUAACACAACAAUUACCUUCGUCAAUGUUAUCACUUACGCCAAGCCUGGUUCGGACGACGAUACUGUAAUUACCCGUGAAUACCACAUGCAGGUUAAGGUUGCAUGUUGCCUCGAGAAAGAGGAAAUCAUCAGUGGGUCCUUCAGACCACAGCUUGGUGAGGUGUCCUUCAGCGACAAGGGCUCUGGUGACUUUAGUCUGAGCCUGCAAAGAUUCCUGACAAAUGCUUUUGUUGAGCUGAAUUCGGACGCCACCACUGUCUUGCAAGGAGAUGACCUCUACUUUGCUGUGACUCUUGAGUCAGUAUCAGGUCUAAUUGGUAUGUUUAUUGAUCGCUGCUGGGCGACAACCACUCAAGACAUGGAUUCUGCUGGUCAACACUCUCUAAUUGCUCAAGGGUUAGUAGAACUAUUCAUGAGCCUCGUGAAAUAA
Messenger RNA from Strongylocentrotus purpuratus (purple sea urchin), 1185 nucleotides. RefSeq names its product alpha-tectorin-like. The transcript has 7 exons. NCBI's taxonomy places the organism in Eukaryota, Metazoa, Echinodermata, Echinoidea, Camarodonta, Strongylocentrotidae. The record is from RefSeq and is a predicted model, not a curated record. The coding region runs from base 1 to 1185 and encodes 394 amino acids.